Molecule: messenger RNA, 1105 nt
Organism: Piliocolobus tephrosceles (Ugandan red Colobus)
Lineage: Eukaryota; Metazoa; Chordata; Mammalia; Primates; Cercopithecidae
Product: polynucleotide 5'-hydroxyl-kinase NOL9-like
Exons: 3
Coding region: 153-698 (181 amino acids)
Biological process (GO): cleavage in ITS2 between 5.8S rRNA and LSU-rRNA of tricistronic rRNA transcript (SSU-rRNA, 5.8S rRNA, LSU-rRNA)
Cellular component (GO): nucleus
Molecular function (GO): polynucleotide 5'-hydroxyl-kinase activity
Source: RefSeq, a predicted model, not a curated record
AUUAAAACCAUGAGGCCAGCACGGUGCUUCAUGCCUGUAAUCCCAGCCUGUGGGAGGCUGAGGAUUAAACACUCAUCUUCACCUUACUCAUCUGAUUACUCAUCUUUAUCUUCUUAGGACCACCUUUCACUCACCUGAGGACACCACAGAAGAUGGUAUAUUAUGGGAAACCUUCUUGUAAAAACAACUAUGAGAAUUACAUUGACAUAAUAAAAUAUGUGUUUAGCGCUUACAAGAGAGAGUCCCCUCUCAUCAUCAACACUAUGGGAUGGGUCUCAGACCAGGGGCUCCUGCUUCUCAUUGAUCUGAUCCGAUUGCUGUCUCCCAGCCACGUGGUUCAGUUCCGCUGUGACCACAGUAAAUCCAUGCCAGACCUCACCCCGCAGUAUGUAGAUGACAUGGAUGGCUUGUACACAAAAAGCAAGACCAAGAUGAGAAAUCGACGUUUCAGACUCGCAGCAUUUGCAGAUGCUUUGGAAUUUGCUGAUGAAGAAAAAGAGAGUCCAGUUGAGUUCACUGGACAUAAACUGAUAGGUGUUUAUACAGACUUUACAUACAGAAUAACUCCAAGAAAUAGAGAGUCACAUAACAAAAUUCUUCGAGAUCUGACCAUCUUGAGUUACCUUAGCCAGCUGCAGCCCCCGAUGCCCAAACCACUUUCUCCGUUACAUAGCCUGACACCCUAUCAGGUAAUCUGAACUUACGAGAGAAAUUGUCUUCAUUUUGUUACACACUUGUGUGGUUUUCUGUGUGCUGGGCACUCUUCUAACCACUUCAUAACUCCUCGCUCAUUUAAUCCUCAGAACAUCCCAGUGUCACAGGUUGUGUUGUUAUUCCCAUUUUAUAGAUGGGGAAACUGAGGUGUAGAGAGGCUGAGGGACUCAGCAGUAGGGGCUGGGCUGGCAUGCAGGCCCAGGCAGUUCAGCUCUGGUGACCGCUCUUAGCCACGUUUCUGUCCUGAGAUUAAGCAUGGCUCUGUGCUGGGUUUGAAUGUCCCGCCUGAUCACAGGGGCUGCUCCAGCACUUCCACUUUUCAACUGUAGAACAGGGGUGUUACUGGGCCUCAGAGAGUGAUCGUGUGGAUUCAGGGAGCGUUCACAGUGGA